GGAAGCGGGCGGGGGAGGAGGUCCCUCCGCCAUCUUGUGCCGCUGUCUGAGCGGCGUGGAGCGAUGGGGAGGCCCCUCCUUUGGCUCUUAAAGGGGGCACGGCGGCGCGGUGGGGCCCCCUCGGCUUGAGGUGCAGCGAGGUCCAGCGGAGGAGCCGAUGGAGCCGUGUCGCCCGUGCCGCCAACGCGCCCCGGAUUGCGUCCGCCGCCAGAAACGCCGGGAGCUGGACGCUCGCCGCAGCAAAUGCCGCAUCCGCAUCGGGGGACACCUGGAGCGUUGGUGUCGCCUCAAGGAGCAGCUCGGCUUUGCCCUUCAUUCCCAGUUGGCCCAGUUCCUCCUUGACAGGUACAGCUCCCACGGCGGCGUCUGGAGCCCAGGUGAGCCGGAGCCCGGGUUCCUCCACGCCGAUGCCCUCCAGCGCUUGGUGGUCCUGUCCCACAGUCACAGCCGGGAGUGCGGCUUCGUCCCCGACGUGAAGCCCCCGGCACCGGGCGGUGCCUCCCGGCUGGUGUGGGAAUGCGUGGCCGGACACAGCUUCUCCUGGGGUGUCGCCAGCAUGGUGGAGGACUCUACCUCCACAUCUGGUCCUCAAGGAGAAGAACGGGAGGACUCGGGGUGCGGCUCCCCACCGAGUAGCGCCCGGCGGCGCUCGCUCCGGCGAGGACUGACUGCCGAGUCUGACUCCGGGAAGGAUGAAGCCAAACCAGAAGGAGCAGCUCAAGCACCCAGCGAUGACAUGGACCAGAGAGAAGAGUUAGAAGCUGGUGGUGAUGAUGGCACCGCAGGACAGCCCCAUGGGGGUCCUUCCCAACACGCCCAAAGCUUCCCAAGCUCGCUGGAGAGUCACUCCCCGUCCUUCUCCUCUCCCAAUCCCAUCUCAAGCAGCUCCGGCUUCAACUUCCAUAACUCCUGUUGUCUCCUUGCAGCUCCUCCAGUGCCAAUGGAGACGGGGACCACGGCAAAAGAUGACGGGAGCGCUUCCGUCCCGGAGGAGAAGGCAGAGCAGGGGGUGGAGCUCCAGGAAGGAGAGGAGGAAGAGGAGGAGGAUGACUUUGCUGAGGACGAUGAUCUCACCUACACUGAUGAUCUACGUGAUGAGAACUACCACCCCUCUCUGGACAGCGACUCCGAGCCGCAGCGCCGCCAAAGCCAGCCCAAAGCCCGGAAGAAACCUGUGAAGGAGGAGCUGCGUCCAAACGAGCCAAGUCCAACCGGCUUCAGCUCACCGGAGGAGAAGGUUGGACGACUCAGCUGCAAGAGGCGAGCGCAGGUCUGCGAUGAGGACGUGGCCCAGAUUGGCCCCAAGAGGAUCAGGAAAGCGGCGAAGCGCGAGAUCCUCCUGUGCGACUUUGAAGGCUGCGGCAAGAUCUUCUCCAACCGCCAGUACCUGAACCACCACAAGAAGUAUCAGCACGUCCACCAGAAGACCUUCACCUGCUCGGAGCCCAGUUGCGGCAAGUCCUUCAACUUCAAGAAGCACCUCAAGGAGCACGAGAAGCUGCACAGCGACAAGCGGGAUUACAUCUGCGAGUUCUGCGCCCGUUCCUUCCGCACCAGCAGUAAUCUCAUCAUCCACCGGCGCAUCCACACGGGAGAGAAACCCCUCCAAUGCGAGAUCUGCGGCUUCACCUGCCGGCAGAAAGCCUCGCUCAACUGGCACAUGAAGAAACACGACGCCGACUCCUUCUACCAGUUCUCCUGCGACAUCUGCGGCAAGAAGUUCGAGAAGAAAGACAACGUCACCGCUCACAAAAGCAAAAGUCACCCGGAAGCGCCCACCGGAACUUCUCAAAGUGAAGGAAACCAACGGCAGACGGUGCUGAGCUUCAGCGCAGGGACACAGGCAGGGCUGGAGAACCCAGAGGCGUCCGGAGAGCUCGGUGUGGAACCCUUGGAGAUGUCGGAGCUUGGGGAAGCAGAGAAGAUCUCACCUCCUGUUGUCACCUCAGCUGAAUAUCACGGUGGGAUUGGAGAGGAUCCACCCCGAGGCCGCGUGAUGGAUGGCGUUGGUUCCUAGGACUCAUCCUCAAGGUCUUGGCUGAAGGAGGGUCCGGAGAAGAUGGCUGGAGCACGGUGAAACGAUGCUGGAGCUGUGGCACGUGGCAGAGGUGCCAAAAUUCCAGCGGAGCCGCGCUUCCAGGGGAAAUCCCUGCCUCUCCGCCAAAGCCCAGGCUUCCCUGGCCUCUCGCCCACCUCCCUCGCCGCGAGGAGGUUGCCAAAAUCCUUGGCAAGACGCUCAAUAAAGACUCAUUUUGCCGGUUUUCCCCGUUUGUGGCGGCUGCUUCGGCGCCGUUUCCAUGAAAAAAAAAGGCAGAAAAGUGCAUUUUCUGUGUGCGCAGCCGGCCGUGACGGCGAAUCCGGGAUAAAUUUGGCUGCUGAGCUAAACGCAGCCCCGUAUCUGAACUGAAAACAACGGAAUUAGCCCAAAAAAAAGGGGUUGGGGCGGCUCUGGAAGAGCUCCUCGCCCAGGAAUGAGCUGUGACAGGGGCACCCGCUCUCCUGCUGCUCCGUGGUUUUCCUCUUGGAGAAGGAAUUGGGAUUUUCUGGGUUGGGACGUGGGAUUGGGCUCCCUUUGCCACCCAAAAGGGGGCUCCUUUGCCUCAAAAAAGGCGUUUCUUUCCCCAAAAAAGGUCUCGACGCUGCCGGGUGAUGGGAUCCUUCCCCAUUUUCUCAAAGCCUCUCCGAUUAUUUAACAGCUUCCCCAAACAGUUGAUUCCUUCCCCUUUUCCAGCAAGGAAAACCAAGCGUUCGCCUCCACCCUUUCUGCCUGAAAAGCUAAAGCAGAUCUUUAAGCCGCACGAGGAAAGGCUGCGGAGGCCUUUUAAAGGCUCCUAUUUAAGGUUAAAAAGAUCUCUUUAAAUUUUAACUCCUUAUUUAACCUCACAAAGGUGAAGCCCCAAAACCCCCUCAGAACCCCGA
Messenger RNA from Cuculus canorus (common cuckoo), 2919 nucleotides. It is a transcript of the gene ZNF692, whose product is annotated as zinc finger protein 692. The record is from RefSeq and is a predicted model, not a curated record. The coding region runs from base 158 to 2017 and encodes 619 amino acids. Gene Ontology annotation, biological process: regulation of transcription by RNA polymerase II. Gene Ontology annotation, cellular component: nucleus. NCBI's taxonomy places the organism in Eukaryota, Metazoa, Chordata, Aves, Cuculiformes, Cuculidae. The transcript is spliced from 12 exons.